CGAACAAGCAAUAUCACCCACCACAUUCGGACCUUUGAUCGGACGCUUUGUAGACCACACAAACUAUCCACAGUUUGCCGCCGAGAUGGAGGACCUGGCGCAACCAGAGACGCCAACAAUCGACAGCAACGAGGUAGAGCCUCAGGGCAACAAUGACCCUCGGGAUCCUUUGAGGCCCGACGUCGAGGAGGAGAACGGUGCUGGAGGCACACCGCCCAUGGCCGCGCCGUACACAGACAUGGAGACCCAAGAAGAUGAUGCUGCACCGAUCGGAAAUGGCGCCAACGGAGAAGAGAGCGCAGCACGUGGCGAGGACGAGAAGUUGGAGAACGGUAAUCCGGCCAGCACCGAUGAAGCAGGCAUCGAAAACGAGGACGAGGAGUCAGAGCUAGAAGAUUUGGAUGAAGCAGAGUUCGAAGACUUCGACCCUUCCGCUCUUGCUAUUCCAGACAAGCCGCAACAGGUCGACGAAUCGAACGUGAAUCUACUGGGCGUGCACAAGCGUAAGCGAACGGCAGAAGAGGAAGCUGAGCGCGAACGCAAGAAGAAAAAGAAGGAGAAGAAGCGUGAGAAGCCCAGUCGUAAGAAGAGGGGCGGCGACGACGACUUUUCUGGCGGCGAGGAGAUCGAUGGCAAGCGCGUGCGCAAGAGCAAAAUCGGAUCAGAUGGGCAACCGAUCAAGUCAAGCAGGAGAGAGAGGACGCCUAUCAACGAGGACGAUCUUACACCAGAGGAGCGCCGCCGUCGUGCUCUGGAGCGCAAGAUGGAUGACGCCGUCAAGACACAUCGCGUUUCACGGCGCAAAGCCGCGCAGGAUAUCGAGGAGCGCGCAGACCAGGAAGUCAAUGAGAUGCGUGCCCGUAUGGCGAAGGCCUGCGAAGAGGAUAAUCGCGACCGCAACAACGGCAAGAUCGCAACUCACAAGCUGAAGAUUCUGCCCGAAGUCGUGGCACUCAUGAAUCGCAACACCAUUCAGUCUCAGCUCGUCGAUCCCGAUAUUAAUAUCCUGGAGGCUGUUCGCUUCAUGCUUGAGCCAGCAGAUCAGGAUGCAGCCUUGCCAAAUAUCCAAAUCCAGCGUGAACUCUUCAAGAUUCUCACGAACUUGAACAUUGGUAAAGACGCUCUGAUUGCCAGCUCAAUUGGCAAGCUUGUCCUCUUCUACACCAAAUCCUCUCAAGCCCAACCAGAUAUCAAACGCCAGGCCGAACAUUUAGUCCAGAGCUGGACAUCCACGAUCCUCGGCAAGAAAGACAGUGCUCGAGGUCGUCCGAUUGAGACCAAGCAGUACGAUCCUGUCGCAGCUGCACAAUCUCAGCGCGGCGGAGCUUCUCAAGCUGACCGUGCUGCCAUGUUGGCGGAAAAGAGACGCAAGGUCCUCGCCCAGCCUGGUCCUACCAACCGAGCACGAGUGGAAGGAGGCGUCGGAACGUACACGAUCGCGCCUGUGAACAACUUGAGUAAUGCUCAGGGCGUGUCUUCCAGAAAGCUGGGAGCUAACGACGAGACUUUCAGAAAAAUCGCAGCCAGGAGUGCGGCCAAGUCGGGGAAGCGAUAGAUUCGUUCUGUUGAUUGAGGCCUGCUUCUUGACGACUGGGAAGAGAAGUUUGCGAAACUUCUUCUGCUGUGAUAGUGGGAGCAUUAGCGGGAGCGUUUGUAUCAAUAUCAUUAGAGGUUUUGAGAAGUUCAACAGAAUAUCAAAAUUGGAGUUUGCAUGGCUCAUCAGCGAUAAGCCAAAC
Molecule: messenger RNA, 1736 nt
Organism: Pseudocercospora fijiensis CIRAD86
Lineage: Eukaryota; Fungi; Ascomycota; Dothideomycetes; Mycosphaerellales; Mycosphaerellaceae
Exons: 1
Coding region: 86-1555 (489 amino acids)
Biological process (GO): poly(A)+ mRNA export from nucleus
Cellular component (GO): nucleus
Source: RefSeq, a predicted model, not a curated record